Messenger RNA from Ogataea philodendri, 1158 nucleotides. RefSeq lists its product as uncharacterized. NCBI's taxonomy places the organism in Eukaryota, Fungi, Ascomycota, Pichiomycetes, Pichiales, Pichiaceae. The transcript is spliced from 2 exons. The coding region runs from base 1 to 1158 and encodes 385 amino acids. The record is from RefSeq and is a predicted model, not a curated record.
AUGUUUGCUCUCGAAACAAAGCCGAUCUUCAUGCUGUCGAUUCCGGCCAAGAGAGACUUGGUGGCCCAUCUGGCAAUCUUGUUGUUGUUCUUCUUGAGUUCCUCAGCAAAAAUCAGACCUCUGGAUCCGCUCAAACGGACCUUCCAGUCGUUGGAUGGCGAUGGAGCGUACUGGUUCAAAGCGUUGAUGGACAGAGUUGGCGAUGAAGUUUUGGUUGAUGAAAGUGGCCUCCAAAGACAGGUUGGCAGCACUGUUCAAGUCAGACUCUGGGAGAUCCAAUGGCGCAUUGUAGCUGUUUUCGUCAACUUCCAAUCUGUCAGUGUUGUCUCUUUUGUCGAAAAAGAUUUGGCCGUCUUUCUUGGUCACCUUGACGUCCCAAGAGUAACUGGAUCUAGCAGCACACAUCAAUUGCGAGAGAAUGGAGUCGGUGACAAACACAGCCGCUUGUUUGUCCUCGGCCAAUUGCUUGAUGAUUGGGUCCUCGGAGGUGGUUGGGUUGACGAUGGUUUUGUCUUGAACGUUCAAAAUCUGAGGCUUGAAAGACUCAAACUUCUUGACGUAUCCGUUCACUUGUCCAAAGGACUUCAAGUCGCUGCCGUCUCCCACCUUCAGGUUCAGCUUUGUGAGCUUGCUGAAUUCAAUUUCAGAAACGAGCUGCCACUUGGAGUUCACCUUAAUGGAUGGAUCUCUCACCUUUUCGUCUUUCUUAUAUCUGUUGUUGAAGUUUCUGUAAUUAGGAUUCGAAUUACCUGGGUUCUGGUGGCCCUGUUGAGGACGCGAGGUUUGGCCUCUGACGACGUUACCUGGCUUUCCACCUGGCUUUUGGUUCUGGACUCUGUUUCUUCCACGAAGAACGGUCUGUUGGUUAGUAGGAACAGCGUUACUGUUAUCCACAACACUGAACUCCUCUUCUUCCUCUUCAGCACCGAAAAGCUUGGCAGCAGAGGCACCGUAAGCAUGGUACUGAUCCUUACGCUUCUGGUUCUGGUUCUUGAGCUGCUGUUGCUUGAGCUCGUCCUCUUUAGAUUGUUGCCAGUCGGCAGCCUUUCCGAGUCUGUCACCCUUGGAGAAAGGAGCGUAUGGAACUCCGCUGAAUUGGAGACUUUCUGGAAUCACACUGGAAGGUCCCCAGGCGUCCUUUGGAGACGAAAGCUUUGA